This is a messenger RNA of Porites evermanni, 483 nucleotides long. NCBI's taxonomy places the organism in Eukaryota, Metazoa, Cnidaria, Anthozoa, Scleractinia, Poritidae. The record is from the annotation of a GenBank genome assembly.
AUGAAGGAUAUCUUUGAAUUUAAUCACAUAGACAGGACUCUGUCAGAAACAGAUAUUAAGACUCUAAAAGACUUUUACAGCCAUUAUCACAAGAAAUACUGGUGUUUUAAGCGGUCGUACAAGAGAUAUAAACUGCUUGAUGAAACACUUACACUUUCUGGAGGAGGAUUAGUGGUGAUAGGAACUAUCACUGGUGGAAUAACACUAAACCCAAUAAUACUCGGUGUGAUAAAUGGCGCUGGGGUGCUCGUUGCAAGUAUUUCAAAAAUGAGAAAUUACAAGAAGAAAAUAGAAAUGGCGCAAAUUGCAUUUACGACAUAUGAAAAAGUUCUCGUAGAAUUGAGAUCAGCUCUGAGAGGAUAUGAGUUUAAAAAGCAAGAUUUUAUCGAUCGAAUGAAGUUGAUAGAUGAAAUGAUAAUUGAUCAGACUCCUCUGGCAGAUAGAUUUGUUAAAAAGUAUAAUAAAAAGUUUCCCUCCCUUUAA